CUACUAUAGUCUAUAGAUGAUGUAAGCUGCAAAUAUUCCUCUCCUCAAGUCAAGCUCCUGUUACGAGCCCUCCUUGAGGAUUGUCUAUCGUCGCUGCGGUUCACUUGCAGCAUCUAACUGUCUGUUGUAAUGGGUGGUCGUGGCGUCCUUCUCACCUCAAAUCUCCCUCAGCUGCAAAACCUCAUCAAACGUGACCCAGCGGCGUACAAGGAAGAGUUCCUACAGCAAUGGAACCACUACGACAGUAUCAGACAGAUAUUUCAGAUAAAUCCUGAUGAACAGGCUCAGCAUUUUCGUGAACUAGUCUCAUUUAUAUCUCAAGUCGCACAAUGUUAUCCCAAGGAAACCAAAGACUUUCCAUCCCAUCUGUCUACCCUUCUCCUCGAAAACUAUGGUACCCUCAUGCCCGAUACCAGAAAGACUCUCGUUCAAAACCUUGUUAUGUUGCGCAACAAGGAUGUCAUUACAUCCAUCGAGCUCCUUAAGUCCCUUUUCCCUCUCCUCCCUCGUACAACUUCCUCCAACUUGCGAGCCUUUAUCUGCAAAACUAUUCUCUCCGAUAUCCGUACUGCCAAUCUCCGAACCAAAAAUCACAAACUGAACCGUGCUGUGCAAGCCAUGCUUUUCACCAUGGUCGAACGGGGAAUGGAUGCUGAAGUUGUUGGGGAUAAAGGAAGGCUCAGAUCCGCAGGUCCCACAAGUGAUAAAACCGCCAAUAAUGGGGAGGAGGCUAUGUGGGCAGUGAUAUUGACAAAGGAAUUGUGGCGAAAGAGAAUAUGGACUGACGCCAAGCCUGUGUCUAUUGUUGCGCUUGGAUGCUUCCAUCCUGUGAUGAAGGUACAGAGUGCUUCCAUUCACUUCUUUCUAGGCAGUGACGACGAAAAAGAAGACAUUGAUGACGAGGAAGAUGAGAAAAAGUAUAACAAAAAUACCUCCACGACACCGAAUUUCCCGGCACUCCAACUUCUCAAUGACCCACAGACAUUUUCUGAGAAGCUGUAUGACAACCUAAGUCGCUAUGACAAACGUUUUUCACUUGAACAUAAAAUUCUCAUCAUGCAACUCCUCUCGCGGGUGAUGGGCGCUCAUAAACUUUGCGUCCUAAGCUUCUAUACCUACAUUGUCAAAUACCUCGCUUACCACCAACUUCGUGUCCCAUCCAUCCUCGUUGCGCUGGCGCAGUCUGUUCACGAUCUCACGCCACCAGAUGCUUUGACCCCGGUUGUGCAGAAACUUGCAGCCGAAUUUGUGCAUCCUGGAGUAGGAAGCGAGGUAAUUGCUGCGGGAAUCAACUCAAUUAGGGAGGUUUGUAGACGACAACCAUGGGCAAUGGAGGAAGAUCUGUUGGGUGAUCUUGUAGAGUACAGGAGAAGUCGAGACAAGGCGGUUACAGCUGCUGCAAGAGGAUUGUUGCAGUUGUAUCGCGAGGUGAACCCUGGUAUGCUCAAACGCCGGGAGAGAGGAAAAGAUGCCAGUAUAAGUAUGAGCAAAGGUGGUCAACCACUGCCGUUUGGACACAGUGCGGAUGCUGCAGUUGACAUCGAAGGAUUAAUGCUUCUGGAAGACCACCUGCAGAAACUUCGCGAAGGGGAGAUGAGCGAUGCCGAUAAUAAUGGCGAGGACGAUGAAGCAGCCGCUUGGGAAGGCUGGGAUGUUGAAACCGAUUCAGAUUCGGAAUCCGAGUCUGAAGGAUGGAUAGAUGUCGACUCCGAAGGCGACGACAACGUGGAAGUUAGUGAUAGUGAAGACGAGCGGGAGUCAGCUCACAAACCGCCUGGGGGGACAGAAUCAGAGACCGAUCCAAACCCCAAUCGAAUCUCAACCCUGGCAACCACUAAAAUCCUUACGCCCGCAGACUUCGCAUUACUGAAUGACCUGCGUAUACAGGCUGCUACAAAAGCUAUUGAAUCAGGUGGUGGUUCCAGGGCAAAACGGAAGCUGACAACCCUUGAAGCAAACAAGAAGGCUAUGCAGGCUGGGCCAUCUGAUGGCACAUUCAUUUCUGAGAACGACAUCCUCGGUCCGCGUAAAAAGGCUAAAGCUGACUACGCGGAACGCAUAGCGAGUAUUGAAAAGGGUCGGGAAGGACGGGAAAAGUACGGCUCGUUGAAGGGUAAGAAAAAUAAAGAGUCUCCAAGCAGCUCCACAAAUCGCGAGAAGGCAAGGAAUAAGCCGAUCAUGAUGAUAUUGAGUAGCGGUGCGGUACGGGGAAAGAAGAAGGCGUCCUUGAGGGAGAAGCAGCAGAAGUUGAGGGCACACAUCGAACGUGCAAAAAAAUCGUAUCACUAGCACUCUAGUUUUGUUCAAUCUUACAUGUCGCUAGUCUGAAUGCUGGACAUGCAACAAUAU
This is a messenger RNA of Suillus subaureus, 2349 nucleotides long. Its product is annotated as SDA1-domain-containing protein. The record is from RefSeq and is a predicted model, not a curated record. NCBI's taxonomy places the organism in Eukaryota, Fungi, Basidiomycota, Agaricomycetes, Boletales, Suillaceae. The transcript has 8 exons. Gene Ontology annotation, cellular component: nucleolus. Gene Ontology annotation, biological process: ribosomal large subunit export from nucleus; ribosomal large subunit biogenesis. Bases 130 to 2289 code for a protein of 719 amino acids.